Stylophora pistillata is the source of this 3696-nucleotide messenger RNA. RefSeq names its product dual serine/threonine and tyrosine protein kinase. Gene Ontology annotation, molecular function: ATP binding; protein kinase activity. Gene Ontology annotation, cellular component: cytoplasm. NCBI's taxonomy places the organism in Eukaryota, Metazoa, Cnidaria, Anthozoa, Scleractinia, Pocilloporidae. The record is from RefSeq and is a predicted model, not a curated record. Gene Ontology annotation, biological process: negative regulation of apoptotic process; positive regulation of ERK1 and ERK2 cascade; protein phosphorylation.
AAAUCAAUAAGGGAGUUCUUGGCUAUCAAAUAUUUCCCGUCAGCGGUCUCAUACAGUUAUAGUUAGCUGAAAAGGUCUACUUUCUUGCUCUUUUCAUCGUGUCUUGAGCUACUGGGAAAACCGUUUGUGUUGUGCAAAUAUUAGAUGAAAAAUCAGAUAAGUUUAUAUGCUGAUGAAACCCCGCUCUGACUGAUGAAAAUUCACAUAAAAGAAAAACAAAAAAGAACUGAAAUAAUGAAGUUGCUGAUGAUAUCGAAGUUUUGUACCUGUCUAGAGUGAUCAAAGCAAGAUUUGUAAUGAUGCGGAAGUUCAGUGAAGAAAAGAAAUCCUUCCCGGUAAAUUCCAAGUCCACUCCAAUCUGUAAUAGCAUGUCUGGAUGUCACGCGACAUGUUCUCAAAGUCCAAUUUUUCCGAGAAUCUGAAUGAACCAGGAAUUAAAGUGAAUUCUCGAAAUAAGCGUGGAUCUUUUUACUCGUCUGUACAGGAUCAAGUCCCUUUUCAAACCUUUAUACUGAAUAAGGUCUAACCAGACUGACAUUGUGAACGAAUGGCUUCCCUCCAGGAUAUCUCUGACAAUGACGGCACAGAAACAGAGGAAUGUCCCACACUAUCAUUUGAAGAACAGUUCAAAGAGUUGACCUCUCUCAUAUCCUUUUUUGAGGAGUGUUCAAUGAAAACAUGGGAGUUUAUUGACUACAUGAAAGAAAAGCUUUCAGACAGCUUGAAAACAGAUCUUAUGACUGACACAGAAAGGAAGCGUUUGCAAUCAUAUGCUGCAAAGAAGUCCACUCUUUUGGUCCUUGGACAAACAAACAGUGGAAAGAGCUCCUUUGUGAAUGAACUCCUUGGUGGGUCAUUCAUGCCAACUUCUGAAGUGCCAUGUACGUCUCGCAUUGUCCGUCUCAAAUAUAGUGAGAAGAACUAUAUCCAGGUAUUGGAUGAGUCUAGACCUAAUGAAGGAGAGAAGAUUUUCUUUGAUAAAAAGAAAGUGCCGAGGAAGGAAAUAGAGUUGGAUGAAAGCCAGAGGGCAGAUCAAUCCUGGAUCAAUGCCAUGGUGGAAGUGGGCCUGAACAACUCUCUCCUUCAAAAUGGACAUCUGGAAGUUAUUGAUGCACCUGGGAUGAGCGAGAAUGAAGCUCUGGACAAGAUUGUUGAAGAAUGUAUUCACGGCAUUCUUCAAGUCAUUAUCUAUGUCAUAGACGGUAACUCCUCUCUAAGGCUGCAGGAAAGGCGUUUUCUUUUGAACCUGAAGGAGAAAGUGGGUAACUUGCCUAUUUUCUACCUUUGCAACAAGGUGGAUAAGGACAGGACGGCUCUGGAGUUUGACAGGGACUCCGACACAGAAGAUGAUAUUGAUAAACACCCACAUAGUGAAGAAGCAAAGGAGCUGCUCGCUUAUCGAGCUCUCUCUCAAUGCUACAUGGUGCCUGAUGACAUAAUGUAUACAGAAUGUCCUUUCUUUCACGGUUUGUCCACCAAGGAGGUCAGGAACGCUCGACUGAAAAAGCAGUCAAACCAGUAUACUAAGCAGUUUGAUGACCUCAGGUUUAAGCUGCUGAACUUUGUUGCCACUGGAGUGUACAGCCAUCUUCGAUCUGCAGCAGAAUUCCUUUGUCAGAUCCAAAAAAGAGUGUUUGAUUUCUUCUUGAAUUGGGACUUCAACCAAGACUCAAUUCCUGCUCAAGAUGAGUUAUUUAGUAAGCUAGAGGUGAAAGAGCGAGAGUAUGUGGCAAAAAUGCAAAAAUAUGUCUAUGGCAAUCUCUAUAAGUUUUCCAAGCUUGUCGAAGAUUCUGUCAAGUGCAACAGAGCUAAGAUCGUAGCUGACGCGUCCGAAAUGCAGUUCGAUUCAAUCAAAAUUGGAGAUGUUGUCGGGCGAAAUGAAGUGGUAGAACAGUGUCGCAGACAGAUUAAGGACCUGGUAUUGUUCAAGGCUACGAACAUAUCGCUGAACAGAAUUCAACUUACUGUCUCCCUCAUUACAGAAUCUCUGCGUUCAUCUCUCGAAGAAUCGCUCAGUGAGGUGGGAAAAAAAGACGACCACUUAGCCAUCCUUGUAAAAAGGCAACUGGAGUACAGUUUCCUACAACAUUUUCAGACGCGAGACAUUUGCCCUCAUUUUGAUUAUGCUUUGAUGAAAAGUGGUGUGAGGCUUAUGGACAACGCCAAGAAAGCUUUCAUUGAUGUAUGGUCUGCCAUACGAGGGAAGGGGACGUACCUUAACGCAGAGUGGAAGCAUAGUAUCGCCGAAAAUGUGCUGGACAACAUCGACUGUAAUGCCAUCGCACGCAGAAUUUGUGAGAGAAUAAUAGAGGAUCUGGAAAAUGGGCACAAAUUGUUCCAAGUAAACCUGGCUUACAUGAGACAAUUUUGCCAGGCAGCUGUAGAACUGUCUGAUGCUCAGAUAAGUUUCGCCGCAACACAAUCCCCAUAUUUUUCCAGACUGAUGAGUGAGGCCGGUGCUCUUGCUCAGACGCUGGCUUCCGAUGUUCAUUCGAGAGCAGCUGUUGGUCGGCAAAUGGGAAGGUCGGGUAACCGAGGCAGGGUUUUCGAAGACAAAACCGACGAGAAACGAGUUGUGAAACAGCUCACAAGUGCAGCUCACCACAGUGAAAUGCGAGAUAAACAUUUGUUAGGCAUUACAAGAACCUUAAGAAGGACUCAAGAUGGUAUUUCCACAAUCCUACAACCUGUUUCGUUGAUUUUGGACGGAAGUAACACGGUCUCUGUUCUGUUUCCAAAAAUGGCCACAGACUUGUUCGAAAUGCUGCAGAGUGAUAAAAUCGUAUUGAAUCAUGGUCUAAGAAUUACACAGCGAAUGGCUGAUGCUCUGGAGAAUUGCUGGGACAGACGCAUUUACCAUGUGGAUUUGAGGACCACAAACAUUUUGCUUGACUCCCAGGGGAAUGCAAAGCUAAACGUCUCUAAGCCAAGGGAUGACACAAUUCCGUAUCCUGACAACCAAGCACCUUUCCAUGUUCCUGCUCAGAAUCCCGGUGUAAGCGCAUCUGACACUGAUUCGAUGAUGACUCUGAAGAAUCAUUGUGUCUACAGUCUUGCAGUCUUACUUAUGUUGCUUGUGGAGGAGAAGUACUGCAGACCACCCUACGCCCAGACGGAGAAGGUUCAUGAGGUGUAUGCUGCUGUAGACCAAGGAGAAGAUUUUAAAUACGUCUCCGGAUUGAAGAACCCAGAGGGUUUGUCUUCGGGCGGAAGGAAAAAGGCUCGUGAGAUUGUCCUUUCCAUGUUUGACUUUCAUCAGAAGCAUAAUGAGUAUCUGCUCUCAAAAAUGGAUGACUUCAAAUCCGAGGUUACUGGGGUGGUUUCUAGUUAUGAGACCGCGUGCCAGUUUGAAACUAAAUUCUGAGAAAAGAAGCUUUUCAUCUCUGUCAAAAAGUUGAGCAAUUUUUUUCAUGGACAAAAAUUAGAAUAUACGGCUGCCUUCGAAGGGGACCUUAGAGUUUCAAUUCCAUUUCCACCCACAAAGCAACUUAAAUCAGCCAAAUCUAAUCAGAAAAGUUAUUAUUUUGUAUAAGUGACAAGCAAUUGGUUUCAAGUCAUGAAUAGACAUGCAUUAGAAUCAUGAUUAGCUUUCUUUAGUUACAUUUUGAGCGAAGUGAUGAUUUGUGAAGGUGUAGUCUGAUCGUCCGGGUGAGUGUAGUCCUGAGAAGGACUGUUGUCGGUGGUAGUGACUGACGU